Scleropages formosus (Asian bonytongue) is the source of this 2252-nucleotide messenger RNA. Its product is annotated as ras-like protein family member 12. NCBI's taxonomy places the organism in Eukaryota, Metazoa, Chordata, Actinopteri, Osteoglossiformes, Osteoglossidae. The record is from RefSeq and is a predicted model, not a curated record. The transcript has 6 exons. Bases 105 to 854 code for a protein of 249 amino acids. Gene Ontology annotation, molecular function: GTPase activity; GTP binding.
CAGUGUCUGUCUGCAGUUACACAGCUGUGAACAAUGUGGUUCUCGUAACGUUUUUUCAGAAUGCGAUUUUAACCUAUGUUCGGCCGGAGGACCAAUCCGCGGUCAUGUCCUCGACUUUUGGGAAGCCUCGGACCUGGGCCGCUGUCUCGGACCGGGGGCCAACAGAGUGUAAUGUCGUACUGUUAGGAGUGCGUGGUUCGGGGAAGUCAGCUCUCACUGUCAAGUUCCUCACAAAGAGAUUCAUCAGUGAAUAUGAUCCCACCAUGGAGGAUACGUAUUCUUCUGAAGAGACUGUGGAUCAGCAACCUGUUCUUUUAAAAGUUAUGGACACUGCCGACCAGGAGGGACCUGUGAACUGCGAGCGCUACCUGACGUGGGCCAAUGCCUUCCUCGUGGUCUACAGCAUCGAUGACCGGCGCAGCUUCGAGGGCUGCCAACAGUACCUGGAAGUUGUGACUGCGCACACUAAAUCUCUUCAGCUGGAGACUCCCAUCAUUGUGCUGGGAAACAAGGUCGACAUGGAGCGAUACAGGCAGGUUAGCAAGUCCGAUGGGGUUACGCUGGCGUCCCGCUAUGGCGGCUUAUUCUUCGAAGUGUCUGCCUGCCGGGAUUUUGUGUCAGUGCAGCAGGUAUUCCACGAGGCUGUGCGGGAGGUGCGGAGGGUGGCAGAGAGGAGUCUGGCAGCACAUACCCUCUUCAUCAGUGAAGACAGACCCCCAGCCAGUCUGGCUACUGGCCUCAGAGAGCUGCCCUCACCUACCACCGCCAAAGUAGUCUCAGUCAAGUCCUCACGGGCACAGAGCAAGCGCCGGGCACCGACCCUGACCUUAUUGAAGGGCUUCAGAAUCUUCUGACCCAAGGACCCACCAUGGGUUCAGGGCUGUAAUAUUAGCCCAUGCAUUCAUUGAGCAAUGGACUGUCUGUGAGGAACUGGGCAAGAGGAUCUCGGGAUAUAGACACCAAAAUAGAGCAUGAUCUGUGCACUUCGGAAUAUUACAGUGAAUGAAAUAUCCUGGAUUUAUAGCUGCUUUGGAAAUAGAUUGUACAGCAUUUAUUAGAGUAAUCCUUGAACUGGCCAAUACAAUGAGCAGCAUGUCAAUGCAUGUAGUAUAUAUCUCAAAAGGAACACUUGUGUCCUCCUGAAUCAAAAGGGAUCUGCAUUGCAGACCGUGCUGUGCGACAGCUUUCACAUUGCAUAUGCUGAAGGUUGUCACUAUUUGGUCAGCAACUACAGUAGUGGACAUUUGUGCUCUGAAGGCCAGCAGGACCUUGUGAGCUAUGUAAUGCUGACUCAUUGCAGUCAGGCCUCUGAAUUAGUUUAUGCAGACAAAAACUGCUUCUAAAGAUGAUUAGCAACACAGUAGGUGUUGUGCACAUCCCCUGCAGUUUGAAGAUGCUUCCGCUGCGUGACCCUUAUGGCCUGGGCUCGAACAUUCUGGGGGAUUUUACCCUGAGCGUGCCUUUUACCUGGCAGUCCUCAUCCUGUUUCUUUGCGAAGACUGACGACCUGUACAGCCUGUGGAGGAACACUUCAUUCUGUCAGAUUCUGUUUUUCUGUCCUUAUGAGCUGUGGACUAAUGCUCACCUGUUGGUCAUAGUGCCCAAGAACAGCCUUCUAGCAUUUUCAAAGACAGCAGCAGGAGCAUGGCAGAGGUCCAGAAGGAAAUAAGCAACAUGGAGGACAAAGGUCUCUGCUGAUCUAAAUGUGCUUUGGUACCUUGUUUCAGCUCAAAUGUGAAAAUUUCAAAGGUGAUGUAUAAUGAGCAGAGAAUCUAUUCUAUGCAUUGUAAACCUUUUUUUUUAGUAGUUGGAGACUUUUGCCACGUCAACAGCAAGAAACGGCUACAAAAGGUUUUACUGUGUUAUCCCUACAGUGAGUUUCAAAGGUGAUGACUUUACAGCAGUUAUUUAUUAAUUUGGCUUAUUAUUUCCUCAACUUGCAAUUAUUUGCUCAUUUAAAGAGGUGGGUGAUCUUUACUAGAGCCGUUCAAGGGAACUCACUUGCUCAAACCUGGACCCUUAGAGUCUAAAGAUUGCAACUCCAACCGCUAUACUAGAUGUUGGUGAAGGUCUGAAUCAAGCCCCUCACAGUAGUGUUGGCCAGGCAGAGGCUGAAAACUGAUGGUGGAGCAGGAAGACUGUUACCCCAAUCUGCCCUAGCACUUUUAAUUAGUGUUACAGCCACCAAAUUAAUAAUUACCUCUGUUACAUUCUCACAGAUAAGUCAAGGUGUACAAUUCUAAGUUGCUAUA